Cyanidioschyzon merolae strain 10D is the source of this 1533-nucleotide messenger RNA. Its product is annotated as similar to developmental gene, multi-sex-combs. Gene Ontology annotation, cellular component: nucleus. Lineage: Eukaryota; Rhodophyta; Bangiophyceae; Cyanidiales; Cyanidiaceae. The record is from RefSeq and is a predicted model, not a curated record. Gene Ontology annotation, biological process: RNA processing. The transcript has a single exon. The coding region runs from base 1 to 1533 and encodes 510 amino acids. Gene Ontology annotation, molecular function: mRNA binding.
AUGGCAGUCCACAAGGCGUCUGCUCCUGUUGAUGCUUCCCUCGAGGAGAAGCUGCGUAACCAGGUCGAGUUUUACUUCUCGGACUCGAAUCUGCCGCGUGACAAGUUCCUUCGCGCACGCGUUGAUGCAGAUCCCGAAGGCUACGUCGAUCUACAGCUCAUUGUAACGUUCAAACGAAUGAAGCAGCUGAACGCUACUGCAGAAAAGGUAGCAGCUGCUCUUGCGGGCUCCGAACUCGUCGAAGUGAGUCCGGAUGGCCAACGCGUUCGUCGGAAAAAGCCUCUACCGCUCGAUGAUACGAGCAAGGAGCGCUCCAUCUACGUCAAGGGGUUCAAACCAGGGGAGUCGCCCGCCGCUGAACCACCCAUAGAGGACGUGAUGGCCGUUUUUGAACCUUUCGGUAAGGUGCUUUCAGUGCGUAUGCGGCGCAGGAAAGUGCACCGGCGACCGGGGCCUGUACCUGCUUCCGGUGACGGGGUUUGCUCGCCGAACGGCGAAUCGUCGACCGCAACCCGACCUGAGAACGAGAGGCCUACCGCCUCAGAAACCGAUGAACAAGCCGCAAGGCCGACCACUGCAACCUCCCAGACUGCGGGCGACACCGACGCUGAGCAGUGUCAGAAGCUACGAGCGGGUGCAUCGUCGGAGCACGAACUCGACGCCGAACGUGCUCUUGAGCCGUCGGCUGGUGGCCAGUCCCAAGACCUGGUACUCCAUGAUCAUGAUCGCGAUCAAACGACAGUGAUUUUCAAAGGCAGUGUAUUCGUGGAGUUUGACUCCGAGGACGCCGUCGCAAAGGCACUGCAACGUCAUGCGGAGCAUCCGUUGUUGGUUCCCGGCACGCAAACUCCCUUUACGAUUGAGCGCAAAGAUCUGUAUCUGAAACGAAAGAAUGCCGAGGCGAAAGAAGCACGACGAGCGCGAAAGCUGCAGCGUACAGGUGCGCAGACAAAGACGGAUGCGCCGUCAACGAAACCAGCGACGAAACGAUCCUUGCAGCAGGUUGCAGGCGAUACAGAGAGCCCGUCGAGACCAGAGGAUGCUGCUUUCGACGAUGCCACAAGCCCGGGAACUGCUAGUGAUCGCGACUCUGCUGCUGGUACAGAUACCGAUGACGGCACCGAUGUCUCGGAGGAGUCAGAGGAAAACGCUUUCGAACCUGGUCUGAUUCUACGCAUUGAAGGUCUAGGUCCCGCGGUAGACCGGGAUGAUCUUCGGCAGGCAUUCUCGAAAUACGGACAAGUCGGUUGGAUCGACCACACCCGAGGCAACGAGGUUGCACAUGUGCGUUUCCUGGAGCCCGGGGCAGCCGCACAAGCGGCCACCUCUGUGAAGCCAUCGUCGGUACUGGGCGGCUCCGACGUGCGCAUGCUGGUGCUGGAAGGCGCUGAAGAGCAUGCCUACUGGGAACGGAUCCGGGAAGCACAGAGAGCCAUUCGAGAGACCGAGAAGCGUAAGCGCAAACGUGAAGAGAAACGUCGCCUAUCGCGAAACAAACGUCGUAGGUUUCGGAAGAGAUCGCUGGAAGCAUGA